Molecule: messenger RNA, 529 nt
Organism: Saccostrea cuccullata (small rock oyster)
Lineage: Eukaryota; Metazoa; Mollusca; Bivalvia; Ostreida; Ostreidae
Product: perlucin-like protein
Exons: 4
Coding region: 15-485 (156 amino acids)
Molecular function (GO): signaling receptor activity
Source: RefSeq, a predicted model, not a curated record
ACUUUUCAGAGAUCAUGAGUUUAAUAAAUAGAGUCAUAUUUGUUGCUUGUGUUCUUUUCACAUUUGUUUCAGGUAAGCAGUGCAGCUACCCGUACAGGGCGCUCGGUUCCAACUGUUACUACUUCAGUACAGAUAAAGCAUCCUGGGACGAGGCUUAUGUGAAUUGUUUUCACAAAGGCGGAUAUUUGGCAAACCUGGAAACUCUUCAUGAGUAUCUUAUUAUGCGAUACAAACUGGCAGGAAUGAAAAAUGGACAGCAUUAUGCCAUCGGGGGACGAGAUAUGAAUCGGGGGAUAAAGGGAGGAGACUGGAGGUGGGUCAGAAAUGGACGUGUGACCAGGAUGUCCUACUUCGCCUUUAGUCCUGGAGAACCUAGUGGUACCAAGGCAUCACCAGAACUCUGUUUAUGGCUUCUCUCUAAUCACCAAUAUCAAUUUGCAGAUGUUCCUUGCAAUUCAGUUGCACGAUAUGUGUGUGAAAAAUGAAGAUCUUUAAAUAUUUUUUGACCAAGUAGACUUUUUUUUUAAUC